Molecule: messenger RNA, 1166 nt
Organism: Rhinichthys klamathensis goyatoka
Lineage: Eukaryota; Metazoa; Chordata; Actinopteri; Cypriniformes; Leuciscidae
Gene: hsd17b12b
Product: hydroxysteroid (17-beta) dehydrogenase 12b
Exons: 11
Coding region: 159-1094 (311 amino acids)
Cellular component (GO): endoplasmic reticulum
Molecular function (GO): oxidoreductase activity
Source: RefSeq, a predicted model, not a curated record
ACGCGUAAUCAACACGGAAGCGGAUGUGCUUGAAUAAAUCCUGCACACUACCGAGCCGACAACGUGUAGCAUCUCGGCUAUUUGUAUUUGUGCAUAAUCUAUGAAAACAGUUGUGAUCUUACGUGUGUGAGACACCGAGGCACGUUGAUUCUGUUAUCAUGGAGCUGCUGACAGAUGCUCUGUUUUGGACCGGUGUUGUCACUGUGGCCUGGGUGUCGGUGUGCUCUCUGUGCUGUCUGCUUAACGGGAUUCGUGUGUGGAUUGUGGGGAAUGGAAAUUUGAUGAGAGCAUCCAAACUCGGGAAAUGGGCAGUUGUGACUGGGGCCACAGAUGGAAUCGGAAAAGCCUAUGCGGAGGAGCUUGCUCGACAAGGUUUUGCUAUAGUUCUCAUCAGCCGUACUCAAGAGAAGCUGGAUGAAGUGUCCAAAGCUAUUGAGAGCAAAUAUAACGUAGAGACCAAAACCAUUUCUGCUGACUUUGGAUCUGUGGACAUCUACACUAAGAUUGAGUCUGGACUGGCUGGACUGGAAAUAGGAGUUUUAGUUAACAAUGUUGGAGUGUCUUAUUCCUACCCGGAGUUCUUCCUCAACAUUCCUAAUGUCGACAGCUUCAUCAACAAUAUAAUCAACAUCAACAUUACAUCAGUUUGUCAGAUGACUCGAUUGGUACUGCCCAGGAUGGUUGACAGGUCUAAAGGAGUGAUCUUGAAUGUUGCCUCAGCGAGUGGCAUGUACCCAGUUCCUCUCCUCACCCUCUAUUCUUCCUCGAAGGCCUUUGUGGACUUCUUCUCCCGUGGACUUGAUGCUGAAUACAAAAGCAAAGGGAUUAUUGUACAGAGCGUGCUGCCGUUUUUUGUGACAACCAAGCUGAGCAAAAUCAAGAGGGCGUCUCUCGACAUCCCCACUCCAGAACGCUACGUAAAAGCCCAGCUGAGUACCGUAGGAUUGCAGACUCAGUCUAACGGUUACCUCCCUCAUGCCGUCAUGGGUUGGGUGACUACUGCUCUGCUUCCUGCAAAGCUGCUCAACAAAUAUGUUAUGAGCAUGGGGUUGUCCCAGCGUGCACGCUAUUUGAAGAAACAGAAGCAAGGUUAGAGACAGAAAAAAGGACGGACAGAGGGAUGAAGGAAUGGUGUGAUUAAAUGAGGGACCAGCAACAAAAAAAAA